Mytilus trossulus (common blue mussel) is the source of this 1815-nucleotide messenger RNA. RefSeq lists its product as uncharacterized. The record is from RefSeq and is a predicted model, not a curated record. The coding region runs from base 1 to 1536 and encodes 511 amino acids. The transcript is spliced from 9 exons. Gene Ontology annotation, cellular component: membrane. Lineage: Eukaryota; Metazoa; Mollusca; Bivalvia; Mytilida; Mytilidae.
AUGGAUUUCCUGUGGAUAAGUGAAUUUUUAUAUUUUCAAUAUUUUAGUAUAUCAAUCAUACAAACAGCAGAAUUGGUUACAACGUUUCGAUAUCCAGAACAUAAUAAAGUAAACAUCUCAUGUUGGCAAACUUCAAUAAUACAGAUACAGAACAUCAGUGUUCAGGAAGAGGCAACGACAUGUGGUCCAAAUCAAUGUGUUUUAAAUUCCAAUGAUACUCAUAAUAUAGAAGACAGCUGUAAUGGUGUAAAUUCCUGUAUGGUGAAUUUCAACUUUACAUCAGCCUGUCUACGGGGGUCAAGAUACAUGAAUCUGUCGUACAUUUGUAAACACGAAAAUGGGACAAGUGUCAGUACUUUUGAUGAGGAUUUCGGAGAUUGGGAGGACGCAUCACCACAUAAUUUCAAAUGGAAACGUAUUCCAAAUGUGGAACAUCAUACUGCAGCAUCUAGAGGCUAUGUCAUAGCUGCAAAAUCUACUAUUGGUUUAAACAGUAGAGUACACAUUACUACAGUUAAUGAAUUCAUGGAACCUAUAUGCUUGUCACUUUGGUACCACCUGUAUACCAAAACUCAUACUUGCUCCUUUAGUAUAUACAAGAUUAAUGUCGAAAAUCACACUUUAUUAUUUACUACAGAAGGUAAAUCUACAUCUUUAAAUCAAUGGAUCAACAUAUCAAUAGAUGUAUAUGAACAAGUUCCUUUCAAGUUAACAUUGGCAGCAAACUUCACGGAUCGUAGUAAUGAUGCUAUUCUAGUGGAUGAAACAUCGAUAGCGUAUAGGCCUUGUCAAGGACAAAGAAUUGACACCACUUGCCAGGAUAUUGAUACACCAAUUGCCAUAGUAUGUGAGACACAGUUUCUUGCUGGGGAUAUAAAAUUAACGUUUCAACAAGAAAACCCAACCAUUCACCAGACUGAUUGCCAAGAAAAAUCUAUUGAAAAUGAUCUAAAUACAUUUUGUAGAAGCUGUAACCAAUCGGAUCAAUGUAAAUUUAGAGUGUUGGAUUUAAUGAACAAAUAUAAAGAUUGUACUGUUUUCAACAGCAAUAUUUCAGUGACGUAUCAAUGCAUGAACAAUUCUCAGACAACAACUAAUACGGAAAUUUCAACAGAGUCAAGAAUCCAAUCUGAAGAUACGAGAAGAGGAUUCUUGGGGUUUCUAGUUAAAUAUAAAGUUAUAGUAGCUGGUGUCAGCGGAGGCGUACUUGUUACUAUCAUAGCUGUGUUUGUAAUAUGUUGCAUAAAUAGAUCCACAACUAGUAAACAGGAAGCUAUAUCUGACAACGCUAGCAAAGCUUUUGAUCAAGAACUAGCCGAUCUAUAUGAUAUAUCCGACAAGGAUGAAACUUACGAUGUUUCCAGUAAUGAAAAACAAUUAAAACCCCAAAAUGAUAACAAUAUAUACCGUCAUAUUGCAGACAAUAUUUAUGAUUCCGGAAGUCAUCACAAGCUGACGAACAGAAAUGAAGAAACGUACGAUCAUUUCUUCGGAAAGCAAACUGAAGAUGAAUAUGACACCACCACUCGAACGUGAAUUUUACACGUUUAAACAUGGCAUUAGUGUAGUUUCUUGAUCGGCCUAUAAAGCAAACAAAUAUGAGGUCUUACUAACAUUUCUAUAAAUAAUGCAGACCUGGCAGAUGUAUUUUCAUUCAAAACAAUGGGCCAAAUGUGUAAAGAAAAAAAUUGUUGACAUGAUUCACAUUAAUUUCAAACAUUAAUCAUCCUUUGUUCAGAUUUAACAAAAUCAUGAUAACUUAGUUCAAUAACAUUACCUAGUAAUCUAAAGUUCUAACGUAUUUUCAUUUUUCAU